AUGAAGUGCAAAAUUGACACACCCCGAUUGAAGAAUCCGCUUUUCUUUAACUACCGUUUUCGAUUGAGGCAUCCAGAACACUUAUCAGCUCUGCACUACGAAUGCAUCGCCCGCGCCAAAGUAGUGAGUGAUCGUUCAGGAGUCCAUAUUCCUGACGAGAUCGCUUCUUUAGUCACGGAAACUGCUUUUCGCUUCGCUCAAAUGCUUACUACUGACUUGGAAUCAUUCGCCCACCACGCCAAAAGGUCUACGAUCAAUCAGGACGACGUCCUUCUUUUCGCUCGUCGUAAUCCUCAAUUACGCAAGUUUUUGAAUGAAAAAUUGGCAACAUUUGAUGAUGCUGCUGACGCAGACGACAACAUGGAAUUGCAGUUAGUGAAGCGAAGCGCACGACAAAAAGUAAAAAAUGCAAAGAAAUCGCUUGAAAAGUCUUUUACAGUGUCACCCCUAAAGACCUACUUCGCUCGUGCGGAGACGGUUGCUACAACUUCUGCUGUUACUUCACCUUCGGUGACUUCAGUAAAGAACUCGCCAGUUCGCCUGGAGAGGGUUCCCUCAACUCCCAAUGUCAAACGCAAGGUGGUGUCGCCUUUGAAGAGGGCUCUUUUGGAAACUGCUCUUGCUCCCAGCCAAAAGACUCCAAGCUCCUCCAGGACUGCUGAAGCCAUGGUAAUAUCGCCCCAAAAGACGUCCGAGAGAGUGGACUCCCCCUUGCCUACUGUGUCUACACCCGUUAAGGAUGAUCGUCAACAGCCCGGCGCUGGACCGUUAAGGGUCUCGCUUCUUGACAGUGAUGAUGAUUUCUCCACUAUCUUUGACGACGUUGGAGACGUUUAG
This is a messenger RNA of Echinococcus granulosus, 837 nucleotides long. RefSeq names its product Centromere protein S. Gene Ontology annotation, biological process: resolution of meiotic recombination intermediates; replication fork processing. Gene Ontology annotation, cellular component: FANCM-MHF complex; Fanconi anaemia nuclear complex. NCBI's taxonomy places the organism in Eukaryota, Metazoa, Platyhelminthes, Cestoda, Cyclophyllidea, Taeniidae. The record is from RefSeq and is a predicted model, not a curated record. The coding region runs from base 1 to 837 and encodes 278 amino acids. Gene Ontology annotation, molecular function: chromatin binding; protein heterodimerization activity. The transcript is spliced from 8 exons.